Messenger RNA from Symbiodinium sp. CCMP2592, 825 nucleotides. NCBI's taxonomy places the organism in Eukaryota, Dinophyceae, Suessiales, Symbiodiniaceae. The record is from the annotation of a GenBank genome assembly.
AUGUCGAUUUGUGCAGCCUGGCUCGAGUCCCUCGCAGCCUCAGGGCUGUCUCGCAGUUCACAUUGGCCGCUCCUCCUGCAGGCAGCCCGGUGUGCUAUGGAAGCAGAGCUGCAGGAGUUUUCCGGCAUGGCCUCUCGCCUACGGCGCACCUACGACCGACUCACUGGCCAAAGCCAUGCCAGUCACCAGCAGAGCCUCCAGGACCUCGCCCGGAUAGUCUCCGCCUUGACCCUGGCGGCACCUCGGGGCGUGGAAGGGGAGGCAGCCGCUUUUGCUGCCGCCGGCAGUCUCGCCAAAGCUUUGCGAGCGAAUUCUUCCGAGGAGUCCUGGCGGCGCAUUGCAUGGGCCUGUGCAAGCGCCGGGCACGCGCAGCUGGAUGUUUUUGGAGAUCCUCCUAUCCAGGCAUGCAGUGCCAGCAGCACGGCGGUUUGGAAGGCCCUGGAGCGACGAAUGCAUGUUCUUCCUGAAAGUGUUCUUAGCCAGUCCCCGUUUCCCCUGCUGAAGUUCGAUGGCUGGAUGUCGGAGGAGGAGAAAGACAUCCUCGUUGCCGCAGCCGAUGCUGGAAACCUUUGGCGGGCUUCCCCUUUGGCAGUGCGCAGCAUCACACAUGCAAUCCGAUUGGGUCCGAUCAAGGACAGCUUAACACACAAGCCUGUGAGACGCAUCCUACCCCGCACGGGCUGGACGUUUCACGGCCGCCGCGGGACGCUUCACGAUCUUUCUGACUCUGCCAGUUUUCUGAUACCAUCUGUUUCACGGAGCUAUGGCUUUCAGCGGUUCACGCCCAGCUCUUCGUUGGCCAUGAACAAGUCGUUCGUGACUUAA